AUGCCUCAAAAGAAACCACAAACUGAUGUUACAGACGAAAAUGAAAUCUAUGAUCGACUCCAUAAGAAAAUCAAUGAGCUAGGUUCUGAUCCAUCCUUGUGCGAGGGUAAGAUUCGAGAACUGCACAGAACAAUCCUUACUGUGAAGAACAACGGGAAAAAAGAACAAUUACUAACGGAACUUAAGGCGUCUUCCUUUAAAGGAUUAAGCCUCGAGUUAAGCAAAUUGGUGAAAGAAGACGGCUUGACUAUGGAAAGUCUUCAUCUUGUUUUAAAGUAUCUGACAAAGAAAAAUGAACUUGCGGAGUACCUGUUCGUAACCUCAACAGAAAUCAUCGAACAAGACGGACUUGAUCCCGUAAGAAGAAGAUUGGGUCCCAAACUUGAAGUUCUAGGUGGGUUGCUUUCCAAAGGAAUAGAUGUCAACAAAGAAUGGGUGCAAAAUUUGCUUAAAAAUGCUCCAUCUCAAAAAACUCUUGCACGAAUUUCCGUCACGGACUUGGAAAAAUAUUGUGAAAAAGCAACUCCUCGCGAAAUGGAGGACGUUAGUCAAAUUGUGCGAGUAGCUGAAUCGCAGUCGAUAGAGAAGCCAUCUGAUGACCAAACGCAGGUAUCCAUUGAACAAAAUACGAGUAACAAAGCUGUUGAUAAAGAAAAGUUGGAGCAAGCCAAAAGUCUAAUGAAUGAAGCAAAGAAAAUAGCGAAAGAAGAGUCUGAAGCAGCGAAGAAAGCAGUAAACGAAAAAAUGAGUGAAAUUUCAAAACUUCUUGAACUCCCGCCAGAUUGGAAUAAGCAAGAAACCGGGAAAACCCCAGAGAAAUUGUUGGAAGAACUAAAUGGGAUAAUUAAUUUAUUCAAUAAUGCUGUAGAACCCAACGAGCCUUACAACAGUGAUCAUGAAGUUGUACAAAAGGCAAGUGGUGGUCGUGCGUUGUGUGGAAUAUUCUUUUCGAAGUACCGGGCUUCUUCGACCGCUGAAAGACCACUUAUCAUCAUGCCAUCGAAAGUGAUGCUGUCGAGCCCCAACAAUUCGCACCAAAUUCGCUACCUAAAGUUUUCCGCUAGUAGAGCUGCAGCAAAUUACGUCCAAACAGUCAAGUCAUCCAGCACAAAUGUUGGAUUUAGCGUCGGUGGAUUUUACGAACUGUUUGUCGGUGACGUUCAUGGAAGCUACGGGAGUAGUCACGAAACAAACAGUGCAAAAUUGGAGAAGGAAACAACAAGCCAAGCUUCAGUUGUCCAGUACAUUUGGACUGCAACCAAAACAUUCAAGAUCGAGCAGGAACAGUUUAUCUUAUCAGCAAGCGCAAGAAAACACGCAAAAAUGUUGGCAAAAGUCAUCCAAGACGAAGAAGAAAAGCAAGUCGAAAAAGAAAGCGACGAAGAAAAAAAGCAAGCCGAAAAAGAAAACGACGAAGAAGAAAAGCAAGCCGAAAGGCUGAGAAGCACAGACCUCGCCAAAAAAUUCUUAGAUCGUUAUGGAAGUCAUAUGCCGGCAGGACUCCACACACUUGGCGGAGUUCUUUUCCGCAUUGUUGACGCACAAAGCGAAGGUAAAUCAAGUGCGUACCAGCUUACAGAAAAAGCGGCACAACAACUGCAGGGUCAAUUGUCAUUUGGAUUCCUUGGUGGUGCAUUCGGUAUCGGUAUGAGUGUAAGUGGGGAACAUAGCAGCAGCGAAGGGAAAAAAACUGCUCAAGAAGAAAAGGAGGAGAAAACCUCGUAUACCUUUACCUCGCAAGCAAUGGGUCCAGCUGCAACAGAUCCAGCUACGUUUAGUAAGCUGCUGGGUAACAAUUCGACUUGGGCCUUGAUCGACCGCGGUAGUCCUUCUACCUACAUUCCAGUUUGGGAGAUGAUAAAUGACCUCGGGUCAGAAUUUGAAAAAGCAGCUCAAGUUCUUCAAAACGCGUGGAAUAACAAAGAGAUGAAAUUGAAGAAGCAAAGCAGAAGGCUUGGGAAAGAAUUGACAAAGAUUGUCGUAGAUGAUUUGGUGUCGUUUAAGAAUGAAUCUUUAAAGCAGGUUUGUUAUUUCAGUUUUUAAUUGUUCAGCAUUCAUAAUAGCCUACAUGUUUUUCUUUAAUUGAAAGUAAUUCUCAAGGCCUAAUCGUGUCACGUUUCAGCGAGACAAUUUCUCAACAAUUUCUCAUUUGGACAAAGCAAGAGCAUUUUCUACAUUUCAGGAACUUGUGACACCAUGUAAUAAAGAAUGACAAUGGGUGAUAUUUGAAAUCGAAAAUGAACACCGGAUUGGAGUCCGAGCAGUCUCUUCCAGUCUGAGGCAAAGCCGAAUACUGGAACUAACUAUGCUGAUUUGAAAUCACGUUCUGUUCGAAUAUAGGUUUAAAAUGCCAUCAAAUAACUAGUUGUCAAAAAGUUAUGUUAAACAUCUUUUAUAAUGUUUUUAAGAAAAGUACCUUGGCAAGGAUUUGCACUCGCGACAUGAAAAUAAAAGUAGCGCGCCGUGCAUGCCACUACGUUUCUGGCAAAAUCAUUCAAACUUCGUAAGGAUGCAAUAGAAAAACGGUGUUUGCCAACUGCUUCAACUGCUAGACCCCAAUUGAUAAUAACAAUGAGGAUGGAGUAAAAAGAUGGAUAUUACCGGGGUGAAGGGGUUGCAUUAAUUUAAUUCCAGUUUUAUGAUCAGUAGAUUUAUAACAUGCGAUUUAUAACAUUAUAACAGAGGGACCCCUGUCCCUGUGUUAUAAUAUAGACCUUUAUUUCUUUCCCAAUUAUGUAGCACAGUGCAACACUUCGAGCUGCAAGCAGUCAUUUCCUUUCAAUAAAUGUAUAAUGUCCAGGGUUUGGCCCGGAGGUGCAGGAAUUGACUGUUCUAAUAGUUAUCACAAUGGUCUACUUUUUUCACAUAAAGAAAGUUUUCUCAAGAAGUAAUCGCUCAAACUACUCUAAAAAACAAAUUGACACCAGUACAUUUGCAACUCAUUUAAAAUGCAUGAUUCGUUGCGGUUUCCAACAUGUACUGUACUUAUAAGAUUGUGCGAGAAGCAAAAUCAUUUAAAUGAUUGCGAAGUUAUCUCUGAGUGUGUCCACAUUGGGUAACCUGGAAAGAUUGCUAUCAGACCACGAUGAAACACAAACCUGCGACAUUUGGUUUGCUAGUUCAAUGCUCUACUAACUGAGCUAUGAGGUCAAGUCGGUUCCAGUGGGUGAUAUUUCAGAACACAGUCUAGUUCCUUCGAUAUCGGUAUGUUUUUUUUAGAUCGAAGGAACUACACUGAGUUCCGAAAUAUCAGCCACUCUAGGCGACUUGACGUCGUAGCUCUGUAAAGGUCCCGGGUUCAAUUCCCACUGCGUUCAAGAAAACGUUCCAGCUUGAUCCGGUGUGACGCGAAAUUCCUGACUUGCGAAAUAUCUGACUAUUGUAGAACUGCGCAUCCGCAGACGAUGCGCAUGAAUGACUUUGGCUCAUAAAUUUCGCAACUGAACAGACAACACGUGUAUUUAUAAAGCCAUUUUAUUUAUACAUAAAUUUUCCAACAUUAAUUCUACAAUUGAUCAACUGAAUUGACACUAUACCACUGAUUGUGAACGUUAUAAUAAACCUUGAAUCGUAGAUAUGGAAAUAUCACUCGAAAAGCGAUCUUAGUGAUAUAAAAUAGACUCCAGUUUCAAAGGUUAUGCCGUAUAUGCACUAUAAGCACUAAAAAUCGUUUCGCGUUUGACCUUCUCGCUAUCAGUUAGUAAGCAGCAACGAUGAGUUCGAAGUUCAUGAGUUGGACGUUUAGAUUUGGCGAUGUCUAUGCUAGAAACAUUUGAUAAUAUCGCAUAUGGACUUAAAAAUCGUUUCGACCGACCGUAUUUAGCAAACGUCGUGUAUUUCGCGGUCACGACCACACAAUUCGCUUUGAAAUUUAAAGUGUUUGUGAUUGAAACUUAGCGAUGUCGAUUUGAAAUAUUUAACGAAGUAUUAGAAAUUAACAUCAUGAUUAUUUUAUCUAAACUCUAAAAAACAGUUUUGGCCGACUUAGAAUUUAGCAAGCCUCAUGUAUUUCGCGCCUGUACGCGCGAAAUUUCUGACCCGUCACGCUAGGUCAGGUAUUUAGCAGAGGUCAGGAAUUUCGCUUGACACCGGUGCGAGACAACAUCACAAACAUGUAUCUUUACCUGAGUGCAUACCAUUAGAAACCAAAAAAUGAUUUAAAUGAAUUGUUUACAAUUGUUUAUAAUUGUAUAUCUUACGUGGAACAGUGGCGUAAGGGGGCAAUGGCCAAAAUUUGCCCGGGGGGCAAUAGCUAAAAAACUGCCGUUGUGAAAAGCUGAAAUCCGCUCAGAAAUUGGCAGUUGGGAGUACGAUGUGCAUGUGAAUAUAAUGAUACCCAUCUCUUCUGUUUACCAAUAAAUGUUGUAGUAUUUCCUGUAGUCGCGACCAUCGUCAAAGUUUCAAUAUGGCAGCCAAGUGAGCUUCAUUCUUUUUAUUACAAUAUGAUUUGCACUUCAAAAACGAAGACAUCGUGCUAUUUUGCUGUGGUAUUUGUGUCUACAGAACAAUGUUUUACAAAAAUAUUUUUCGAUCUUAGGCGAUUAAAAAUCGCUUUUUGUAACGUUUCUUCAAAUCUCGUCCUAAAAUACGUGAAAUAUAGCUAGUGUGCUAAUGAAUGUAGAAAUUCGAAAAUAUCCCGGAGGAGCAUGCCCCGGACCUCCCUACAUUCCUAACGCCUUUCGCGCUCGCAUAUUGAUUGUCGCAGUUUUGAAACUCAGUUUAUUUCAAAAUGAUAUUGGACAAACACGUCACAUUGAUUAUGAACACUAUCUAUGCAUUUCUUAUUGUCAAAACUGAAUUGAGUUUUUGUACUUUUGCUGAUUUCAGAAACCUGACGAAAUAGGUUAUGGUUUCUUGCCAAACAACGGUGCCCAGUUGGUCUUUAACCGCACCAUUUCAACGAUUAAUCUAACUCCUGAAACAGCUUAUAAGAUAGCAGGAGACAAGAUAAUUGAAGACCCACGUCAUCGUGUAUGUGCUGUUUCCCUUUGUCCAGAUGGUAAGUACAUGGUGAGAUGUUGGGAGGCCUCGGACGCCGCUGAAAUGACAUUUGAAUCUGCUGAAGGCAAACACCAGUUACUUUACAGCCAAAUUAUAUUUAAGUGGAAAGACAAUGUUCCUCAAAAGUAG
Molecule: messenger RNA, 5130 nt
Organism: Paramuricea clavata
Lineage: Eukaryota; Metazoa; Cnidaria; Anthozoa; Malacalcyonacea; Plexauridae
Source: the annotation of a GenBank genome assembly